AGUGUUAGAGCUUGUAGUCGUCUUUUGAGAAAAACGUUUUUCUUUUCUUUCUUUUGCUCCUUAGCGUUUCUUUUAGUAUAGCAGUUUAGUUAGUUUUGUCUUUCUCUCUCAUUUUCACUCUCUAUUUAAAGAGAUGUGCUGAGACUCUGUUCGAUACAUUUUUUUGAUUUCAAUAAUGAAUCCUUCUUCCUGCUACAAAUUGCUGAUUCUUCCUUGUUUACACUUUGACUGAUUUCUUGUUCUUGAAUGGCUUUGCCUGUUUUUCAACAUGGCAUCAGAGCCACGGAUUAGUGGCUUCAUCUUCUACACUUUAUUUGUGUAAAUUUCGUCGUUUUUCCCUUUCAUUCGGACAUUACUUACCAGCGAUUUUCUUUAACCUGUUUCUUGAUUCUUCUUGUUGAAUCUUGAAAAGCGAAGCAUGUCUGGAAAAAAUAGCCAUGGAAGUGAACCUUCCCGUGAAGACAAGAAGAUAAUCGUGUGGCCAGAAAAACUCAAACUUCAUGGAGGCGAACACCCAGGCAUGAGUCUGGUUUCUGCGCCACUAGAUGGAAACAAUUUCUUGACGUGGAGCAGGGCAAUCAAAUUGGCUUUGGGGGCGAAACAAAAGAUUGGAUUCAUUGAUGGUUCGUACACUAAACCUCAAGAAAACAAGGAAGAAAUGGAUCAAUGGAAAACAGUAGACUGUAUGGUUGCAUCUUGGCUCUUAAAUUCAAUAAGUAAAGAAAUCUCUGAAGCCUUCAUGUAUACAUCUUCUGCUCAAGAUCUCUGGGAACAACUUGAAGCAAGAUUUGGAGAUAGUAAUGGGCCCAUGUUGUACGAUAUUCAAAGGAGGAUUUCAUCUCUUUCACAAGGAGACAUGACAAUUUCGGCCUACUUCACUAAACUAAAAAAACUGUGGGAUGAACUCGCUCACUUAGACCCGCUGCCAAACUGUUCGUGUGAUGCCAGCAAGUUGUUGGCAAGCCAAGAAUCGUCAAGACAACUUAUACAAUUUUUGAUGGGACUCGAAGAUACUUAUGAUCAUAUUAGAAGCCAGAUUUUACUCAUGGAACCUCUACCAACUAUUGGCAAAGCAUAUUCAAUGCUGUUACAUAUUGAAAAACAAAGACAAGUUCACAUUGCUGCACCUGAAGAUGGAGCCAUGAAUGCAAGAAUUUAUGAAGGAAGAAGGCAGUUUGCAAAUCAGAACAGAGAAAAGGGAAAGGGAGGACUUGACAAGAAGUCACAAUAUUGUGAUUAUUGCAAGAGGAGUGGACACACUAGGAGUUCGUGCUUCAAAUUGACAGGCUUUCCUGAAUGGUAUAAGACCCUUCUUGAUCAAAAGAAAAUUGAAAACAGGUCUUCCAACAGGGUAUUCAAUGCAAGUGCAGAAGAGAGAUUGCAGAAGUAUGACUCUAAUCUUGAAAUUUCAGACUUAAUCAAAAUGGAGGUCAAACGAGCUAUGAAUGAGCAGAGAUACAUGCCAGAACCUGCUGCCAAUAUGAUAGAAUACCAAGAUUUCACAGAUUGGGGAGGGUGCCUACAAACCAGGAAAUCGCUGACUGGUUUUUGUGUGUUUUUGGGAGAAACUCCAAUUUCGUGGAAAACGAAAAAACAAGUGACUGUUUCCAGAUCCACAGCCGAAGCUGAAUAUCGCAGCCUUGCGUCUACUGUUUGUGAGCUGGUUUGGAUAAAUUACAUGUUACAAGAGUUCGAGAUUGAAGCAGGACUGCCAAUUCCUUUAUUUUGCGAUAACAAAGGAGCUAUACAUAUUACAGCCAAUCCUGUCUUCCACAAAAGAACGAAACAUCUCGAUAUAGAUUGCCACAUUGUGAGGGAGAAAUUCAAACAAGGACUAGUAUUGCCCACACAUGUUAAAGCAACUGAUCAAGUUGCUGACAUAUUCACUAAGUCUUUGCCUGCGCCAGCUUUUCAAGUCAUGAAGUCCAAACUGAAGCUAAUGUCUUUGCCAUCACCUCCAGUUUGAGGGGGGGAUGUUGGAAUUGUAGUGUUAGAGCUUGUAGUCGUCUUUUGAGAAAAACGUUUUUCUUUUCUUUC
Messenger RNA from Sesamum indicum (sesame), 2037 nucleotides. RefSeq lists its product as uncharacterized. The record is from RefSeq and is a predicted model, not a curated record. NCBI's taxonomy places the organism in Eukaryota, Viridiplantae, Streptophyta, Magnoliopsida, Lamiales, Pedaliaceae.